AUGAUUCGCCGCGUCGGAGGAAUUUGGUGCGAAUUACCAACGGCGUUUCGAUGCCGAGCGAGCAGCACAACUUUGUUCACGGUUUAUGAUUCUGUGAUUCGAGCAAUGACGUUUGCACCGACCGUCAACUCGUCUCACCCUGUCACCCUGACUCUGACUCACGAGGCGGAUGUGCGUUUGUGCUGGCAGAACCCAAGCCUCAACGAACGUGCUUUGUCCUCCCCUCACAAUGCACGAUUCGUGAGAUGCACGAUUCAUUCGAGAUGGCUCUUUGCUAACCGUGAAUGCUGUUCACAACACCUUCAUCCUGCUAUUCUAUUCGUCCAUCCAGAUGCUCCCAAGCGUGCCAAGAGAGUUCCACUCGUGCUCGUGCUCUUGCUUUAUGUUUGGCGACCGAUUCGGGUCAGAUGGCUAUGUGAAGAGUCACUGCUAGAGUGA
This is a messenger RNA of Mycosarcoma maydis (corn smut), 438 nucleotides long. RefSeq lists its product as uncharacterized. The record is from RefSeq and is a predicted model, not a curated record. NCBI's taxonomy places the organism in Eukaryota, Fungi, Basidiomycota, Ustilaginomycetes, Ustilaginales. Bases 1 to 438 code for a protein of 145 amino acids. The transcript has a single exon.